CAUACAGCACUUCAUAUUGCCAGCAAGAAAGGACAUUCACAAGUUGUUAAAGUACUACUCGAUCAUGAUCGUGCUUCAUUCAUUAAUGACACUGAUUCUUGUAAAUGUACUCCACUUUUCAUUGCAUGUGAGGAAGGACAUGCACAGGUAGUUAAAGUAUUGCUGGAGUAUGAUGCUGAUGUCACUGUAGCUGAUCAGGAUGGUCUUAAUCCUCUUGAUAUUGCUGUAGAGGAAGGACACAGAAAUGCUGCAUUGGCUAUAGUCAAUAGUGACCAGUGGGAGUUUGCAUUACGAAAUUACAUUUAUAAGACUAAAAGAAAUGGAGUGAGAAAAUGGUGUCCAUGGAUUGGAAGAAGAAAAGACUCAACAGAGUCUAAAACACAAAUCAUAACACCAAUGAGAAGAAUAAUUAUGAAACUGCCAGAUGUAGCUAGAGCUGUUUUUGAUCGCUGUUGUGUUAAAAAAUUAUCGCCGGAUGAUCCUGAUUUUGAGAUCACUUGUAAUUAUGAGUUUCUUGAAGAUUUUGAUUUACAUGAUGAUUAUCCAUUUUCUAAGUGGCCUCCACCAUCAGAAUACUCUAGUCAGAACCACUGUCUUUAUAUUCUUGCUAACUCACCAAGCUCAGAUUUGCUAAAGCAUCCUCUUGCUUCUUCACUUCUUGAUCGAAAAUGGAGUAAAUAUGGACGAAUAGUCUAUUACACUAAUUUGAUAUUUUAUUUUAUUUUUGUUAUUCUACUGGGAUCAUUUGCUCUGACUGUCCCUUCACCAAAUUCUACAUUAUGUAAGUUAUAAAGUAGUUUAUGAAUUACCUAUCAU
Amphimedon queenslandica is the source of this 816-nucleotide messenger RNA. Its product is annotated as transient receptor potential cation channel subfamily A member 1 homolog. Gene Ontology annotation, cellular component: transmembrane transporter complex. Gene Ontology annotation, biological process: monoatomic ion transmembrane transport. The annotation marks the transcript as partial. Gene Ontology annotation, molecular function: transmembrane transporter activity; protein binding. The transcript is spliced from 6 exons. Lineage: Eukaryota; Metazoa; Porifera; Demospongiae; Haplosclerida; Niphatidae. The record is from RefSeq and is a predicted model, not a curated record.